UGAAGCCUCUGCGAUAGAGGGGGGAAGGCAGGAAAGCUCCAGAGUGUGAGCCAUUGCACGGAUCUCUCUUUGCAUUUUUGUGGCUUUCUUCUUUAAACCAGAAGAAGAGGGAAAGGGGAAGUUGCAGAUUGACUCAGCACUUAAGACAGCCCAGGCAUUUACAGUACCCAGUCACAGUCAGAUUCACUACACAGAACUUCAGGGACAGAGAGAGGCACAGGGGCGACUUUAGAGCAGUUUAUUAAAAGAAAAUAAAAAGAGGAGGGGGGCAUUGCUUCCUGCAAAAGCAACGUGGGCCCUAGCUAUAGGAGGGAUAGGAAGCAAUCCAGUUCCUUAUCCCCUCAGUCCAGCCGCAUAACAAAAUUCUUGGCAGCCUCUCUGCAGCAAGCUGUCAUAAAACACAUGUCAGCACAGCGCUAGAACAAGAGCUAAAGAACUUUGGGAAAUAGAAACAGAUUCAGGCAGAAGCUUAACAGAGCGUCUUGCUAGGAGAAGAGGGAAUCAUCUUCCAGAAAGUGCGGCAGUUGGAUUUUUUUUUGUUUCUAUAUCUAUAUAAAGAGAGCGCGAGAGAGAGAGAGAAAGAGUUCUGUCACCUUGCAUGAUGGCACGGCUUCUGAUCUCGGUCCUGAUUGGCCGGUUUGCUGUGGUGUUCCUGGCUGUGAUUGGCUCGUCAGCACCGGCGGUGGCGGCGCCCGCUACACGCUCAGAAAGACGGCAUCACCACCGCCUCCAGCACGGGCCCUGCAGCUACACCUUCCUCCUGCCCGAAGUGGAGCACUGCCGCCCCGCUCCGGAUUUCCAUGUCUCCAACUCCCUGCAGAGAGAUUCCCCCUCGCCCCCUGCAGCGGAGCAGCACUGGACAGCCAAGCGGCUGGAGGAGCUGGAGGGUGUGAUGGAGAACAACACAGAGUGGCUGCUGAAGCUGGAGAACUACAUCCAGGACAGUGUGAAACUGGAGAUGGUGGAGAUGCAACGCACUGCCGCCCACAACCAGACCGCUGCCAUGCUGGAGAUCGGAACCAAUCUGCUGAGCCAGACCACGGAGCAAACACGCAAACUCACUGACGUGGAGAUGCAGAUGCUCAAUCAGACCUCCAGGCUGGAGAUCCAGCUGUUAGAGAACUCCCUGUCCACGAAUAAGCUGGAGAAACAGGUCCUGCUGCAGACCCAGGAGAUCACACGGCUUCAUGACAAGAACGGUUUCCUGGAGCAGCGGUUUGUGGCGAUGGAAGAGCGCCACAGCCAGGAGUUGCAGGGGCUCAAGGCAGAGAAGCUGCAGCUGCAGGACCUGGUGGCACGACAGAGCAGCUUCAUCACAGAACUGGAGAGGGAGCUGGGCAGUGCCACCUCCAACAGCACCCUGCUGCAGAAACAACAGGCUGCCCUCAUGGACACCGUGCACCAGCUGCUCAGCAUGAUCAAUCAGUGCAACGAGAUCUCCAUGCCGCCCAAGGAGGAAGUGCUCAGGUUUAAAGACUGCGCUGAGGUUUACAAGUCCGGGCUCACGACCAGCGGAAUCUAUACACUGCAUUACCUGAACUCCACAGAAACGGUCAAGGUUUUUUGUGACAUGGAGACGAGCGGAGGAGGGUGGACGGUCCUUCAGCACAGAAUGGACGGGGCAGUGGAUUUCCAUAGACCCUGGAAAGAUUACAAAACGGGCUUCGGGGAUUCCUCUGGAGAGUACUGGCUGGGAAAUGAUUUCCUCCACCAGGUGACGAGUAGCGGUGUGUACACCCUGCGCAUCGUUCUCAAAGACUGGGAGAACAACGAAGUGUACUCCCAAUACGACCACUUCCACACCGACAGUGAGGAGCGCAACUACAGACUCCACGUGAAGGGCUACAGUGGGACGGCUGGACGCACCAGCAGUUUAAGCCACUCCGGGACCGAGUUCAGCACCAAGGACAGAGACAACGACAAGUGUGGCUGCAAGUGUGCCCAGAUGGCCACUGGAGGCUGGUGGUUUGAUGCUUGUGGUCCCUCCAACCUCAACGGGAUCUAUUACACCGGCAACACCAACACAGUCCGGUACAAUGGGAUCAAGUGGCACUAUUGGAAAGGGCCAAGCCUGAGCCUCAAAGAGACCAUCAUGAUGAUCAAGCCUGUGGACUUCUGAAGUGAGAAGGGACUGAUUCUCUCUCUGGACCUGAGGAAGGUGCUGGACUUGUGUGAAGAAUGGUAUACACGGGGCUAAGCAGUGCAGGUGUGGACGUCAAGGGGUAUUUAAAAGGACAUUAUAUAACAGUGUGUCCACACUGAAAACUGGACUUUGAAUCAUCAUUAGAGCUUUUGUAAGACGAUGGAGGGAUUCUGUGUAUGUAUUUCAAAUGUAUUAUUAUUAUUAUUAUUAUUAUUAUUAUUAUUAUUAUUAUUAUCAAUGGCUCUGCUGUACUGUAACAAUGCUUUAACACCAGAAUCGCUUUAGCAACGCUAUAAUUUAGAUGUACUCCUGGUCUAAAUGCAGGGUACAUUGAAAUACAAGGAGAGCUUUGGGGUUAUCUUGGAUAGUUUCCUUAUUUUUAUUAGUUUUGGCAAAAAUUUAUGGAGAUAAAUUCUUUAUUCUGAACCUUUUGCGCUCCAGCAAUACCAGGCCAUUAUUAUAAUGUCUUGAUCACUGGUUUUGUUUUUAGGAGUGGGGAUAGACUGAAUAAGAAUAUGUGUAAUUACUGCUUUUGAUUAAUUUAUUUAUUUUCUUUUUUUUUUAACAUGUGCUGCAGCUGCAGUAUUUCCGUGAAACGUCUGUACUGUCUCUGGAUUGUUUUUAUUGCCAUAUGUACCAGUGACGUAGAUCGUUAUUACUGCCAUGCGGAGGAAAUGACUCCGAUUUCUAAAGACAUUACAAGUUGAGGUUGUCCUAAAAAAAGGAGCGACUUUGGAAUACACACUUAGCUUAUAACAAGAGCGCUCUAAUUAAAAACAAACAAAAAAAUCAUUGUAAAGUUUCACUAGCAGCUACAGUACUGUCUGUGACGCCAUUUAGAGUAGUAAUAAAUAAUACAGAAAUAA
Molecule: messenger RNA, 3009 nt
Organism: Acipenser ruthenus (sterlet)
Lineage: Eukaryota; Metazoa; Chordata; Actinopteri; Acipenseriformes; Acipenseridae
Product: angiopoietin-2-like
Exons: 9
Coding region: 599-2119 (506 amino acids)
Biological process (GO): Tie signaling pathway
Molecular function (GO): receptor tyrosine kinase binding
Source: RefSeq, a predicted model, not a curated record